AAACAAACAUGAAGAGAACCACUAAAUAUAAAAAAGCAAAUUAAGUAGCAACAAAAAGGGGCCAAUUUCUCCGAUUUCCACAUCUCAUUCCCAAAAAUCUCACUAAUCACUAUCUCCCAGUUAUUAAAUUUCAGCAAAAAAUUCUGGGUUUUGGUUUUCAGAUCAUUUUUCUUUGAUUUGCAAUGCCGGGUCUCGGUUCUCAUACCGAGAUCUCUUUUGCCGGAACUUUUGUUAGCAGUGCUAUUGCUGCUUGCUUUGCUGAGUUUUGUACGUUGCCAUUAGACACUGCUAAAGUGAGGCUUCAGCUCCAGAGGAAAGCUUCUUCAACUGAUGGAGCUGUUUCAGCCAGAUAUAAAGGCAUGUUGGGAACUAUAGCAACUAUUGCAGGGGAAGAGGGUUUACCUGCUCUCUGGAAGGGUAUUGUGCCAGGCUUGCAUCGCCAAUGUCUCUAUGGAGGCUUGAGGAUUGGCCUGUAUGAACCUUUCAAGAUGUUUAUUAUUGGAUCUUAUCUCUUUGGAGAUUUCCCUCUAAUCCAAAAUAUACUAGCUGCUCUCUUAACUGGUGCAAUUGCAAUAAUUAUUGCCAAUCCAACUGAUCUUGUUAAAAUUCGACUUCAGGCUGAAGGAAAAUUGCCACCUGGAGUGCCUAGGCGUUACUCAGGAGCCAUGGAUGCUUAUAGUUCCAUAAUAAGACAGGAAGGGCUUUUGGCACUAUGGACUGGUCUUGGACCCAACAUUGCCAGAAAUGCAAUCAUAAAUGCUGCUGAACUAGCCAGUUAUGAUCAAGUGAAACUGACUAUAUUGGCGAUCCCAGGAUUCACAGAUAAUGCACUUACUCACAUCCUGGCUGGUUUAGGUGCAGGGUUUUUUGCAGUCUGCAUUGGAUCUCCCGUGGAUGUGGUAAAAUCUAGAAUGAUGGGAGAUUCAACAUACAGAAGCGCGGUUGAUUGUUUUAUCAAGACACUGAAAACUGAGGGACCAAUUGCAUUUUAUAAAGGAUUCCUCCCAAAUUUUGGCAGAUUAGGGUCAUGGAAUGUGAUCAUGUUUUUGACAUUGGAACAAGUCAAGAAGAUUUUGCGGGGGUAGGUGACUACGCGUAGUACUACCUCCAUCUUUUCAUCAUCAACACAGCCAUGCCAAGAAAUGCAAAAUAUUACCUCAAUGAGUUUUUCAGCUACCCCCUUGAUUUUCCAGGGAGAUUGUUAGCAUAUAUACAGCUGCUCGCGAGAAGUUAGGAAGGAACAAGUUGAAUUUGCAUUAGUAUAUGCAUUAUGGCAUUGUGCUGACAGUAGUCCCAUUAAUGUAGUGCUACUUGUAAUUUUGCAGCUUAUAGUUAUAAUUUACACCAAAUUCUUUUGUUAUGCUCUACGUAUUUGUAUAACAUACCUCACUUGCCAUUUGUGUUGCUAUUGAUAUUUCAAGGAAUUGUUCAUUACAAAAUCCUGUUCUUGGUUCUUCAAAAGCACUUUAUGCAUAA
This is a messenger RNA of Chenopodium quinoa (quinoa), 1476 nucleotides long. RefSeq names its product mitochondrial uncoupling protein 2-like. Gene Ontology annotation, molecular function: oxidative phosphorylation uncoupler activity. The transcript has 9 exons. Gene Ontology annotation, biological process: mitochondrial transmembrane transport; mitochondrial transport. The coding region runs from base 183 to 1085 and encodes 300 amino acids. Gene Ontology annotation, cellular component: mitochondrial membrane. The record is from RefSeq and is a predicted model, not a curated record. Lineage: Eukaryota; Viridiplantae; Streptophyta; Magnoliopsida; Caryophyllales; Amaranthaceae.